AUGCUUACCUCAUGGAAUAAGAGAGAGACUUUUGAUAGAUUCAGCAAUAUUCCUGAUGACGUUGUUCAUGAAAUUCUCUGCUUCCUUCCCAUCAAAGACAUCGCUCGUAGCAGUCUCGUCUCCAAAAGAUUCAGACAGCUCUGUCUCUCUGUCCCAGAUUUGUUUCUUGAUUUGAUACCCCACAAUCGAUCGAAAGUGAGUAAUUGGAUAGAUAGGUUUCUCACUCUGCGUAAUGGGGCGAAAUUGCGACGUUUUGUUCUUAAGGAUGCUUGUCUCAACCAUGAGGGUAUUAUUCGUGUAUGCAAAUGGAUUUGUAAAGCAGAAGAGCUCGAUCUAUCAUUUGGAAUGUAUGCAGAACAAUGCUUUCUUCUACCACCAUUCACCUUUGUAAGAGCGAUCAAAUUGAAUAUUCUUUCAAACGGUGGCAUUCUCGAACUGCCCUCCUCUACCAGCAACAGUUUCAGUUUGCUCCAGGAUUUGGACAUAAGAGGCAUAAGACUCGAUCCUCACAACUUAUCUGAGGAUUGGGUUUCAUCUCUCUUCCCUGCAAUUAAAAAGUUAAAUCUGGAAGAGGUAAGAGAUAUAAAAUAUCUCAAUAUCACAAGCUCCUCUCUUGAAUGUUUAAGCAUAAAGACCUGUCACCUUCACAGAGUUGUUGUGUCCGCCGAGAGACUCCACACCCUAUGUGUGGUGUCAUGUCACGCCGGUGGUGAUUGGUUAUUUAAAAUUUACGCACCCAACCUUCAAAAUAUCAGAUGGACUGCAGAUGGUUACUCCUUCAAUGGAAGCUUUAUGUGCCUAAAAGGUGUGAACAUUGAUGCUCCAAGGCUUGAGCUUCUUCAAUUUAUAAACCAUGCCAAAUCAGUUACAUUACGAGCCAAUAUUCUUAAGGAGCUGUUUAUACAAGACUCACUACCAUAUACUAUGUUGGAUAAUGUGCAAAACUUGAAUCUGCAAGUUUCUUGUAAGAUGGAUCAUAAAAUGCCUGCAUUGGCCUCCUUUUUUGGAAGAUUGCCUAAUUUGAAUACCCUGACCAUGAGAUGCAUUGAUCGAGAGACUUUUGGUUGUGAUGGGUCGAACAACUUUGAUUUUGAUAUAGAGUAUUGGGAGUCUCAAGAUGUUGCAUUUAUUCAUCAAUUAAAGGAAGUGAAGAUUGAGAUUCGUAAAUGGGAAUGUGAAGUAGGACUCAUAAAAUAUUUGAUCAAGCAUGCAAAGGUGCUAGACACGAUGACAAUCACAUUCUCAAGCAAAAUUCAUCCUAGUAGAUCAAGGUCCAUUCGCGAAAAGUUAUCAAAAUUCUAUGAGAGUUUUCCGAUUGCAACAUUAGAUUUUGUGUUGAAAUGA
Messenger RNA from Cornus florida, 1344 nucleotides. RefSeq names its product putative F-box/FBD/LRR-repeat protein At4g03220. Gene Ontology annotation, molecular function: protein binding. The transcript has 3 exons. Lineage: Eukaryota; Viridiplantae; Streptophyta; Magnoliopsida; Cornales; Cornaceae. The record is from RefSeq and is a predicted model, not a curated record. The coding region runs from base 1 to 1344 and encodes 447 amino acids.